AUGAACGUCAACCCCCAUUUGCAGUUCCUUCAACAGCAGCAUCAGUCGAACCAGCAUCAGCUGCUGACACAGCAGGCCCAACUGUCGCCGCAAUUUACGCAGCUUCAAUUACAGCAGCAAUUACAGAGGCAACAACUAUUGACUCAACAACUUCAACAACAUCAACAACAGCAGCAGCAGCAACAGCAACAACAACAGCAGCAGCAGCAGCAGCAACAACAACAACAACAACAGCAACAGCAGCAGAUGGGGACUCCCUUGAGCCAGAACCAACACAUUACGAAUCCACUACUAGCUGCUUUGAACGGCGGAAACCCGCAGUCCACUGCUAACCAGGGGUUAGGAUCGCUCAGCUCGAACCCGGUGUUGCAGCAGUUGCAACUCCAACAGUUGCUGCAGAGAUCCAAUCUGCAACAGCAAGCACCUCUACUGAUGAACCAGACGGUCCCCAUCGUGAAGGAAGUCUGGGCGCACAAUUUGGAGCACGAGUUUCACAAUUUGCGAAAAUUCAUCAAUGAUAAGAGCUCCACGAUAUUCGCAGCGAUCCACGAGGAAACUCCCGGGAUUGUUGCUAGAGCAAUUGGUUCUUUCAAGACCAACACAGACUACCAUUUCCAGACAAUAAGAUGCAACUCGGAUUUGUUGAACUUGAUUCAGUUUAGUAUCUGCUUCACCAAGUACAAAGAGAACAUCGUGAGUGGCUCGAUAAUAUGGCAGUUUAACUUUGCUUACGACUUGAUGAAGGAGAUGUACAAUGAAGAGCACUUGGCGAUGUUGUCCCAGCAAUCGUCCAUUAACUUUUCGGCGCACAUGUCGCAUGGGAUCAAAUACCAGGACUUUGCUGAGCUUUUGAUAGAUAGUGGUUUGCUCUUGGACGAGUCGGUCAACUGGGUCUCGUACCACGCCGGGUAUGACUUGGGGUUUUUGAUAAGCUUGUUGAUGAAUGACAGUCUCCCCGUGGACGAGCCUGACUUCUACUGGUGGUGCCACAAGUAUUUCCCCAAUUUCUACGACUUGAAGUUCAUUGGGAACCAGAUUCUUCUGGCCGAUGACAAGUUGAACAAGCCCUCGAUUGAGUAUUUGGCCGAAGAGUUGCACUUGUUGCCCAUCUCGCCAGCGAUUAGACAAAUCUUUGGAGCUAGUGUCAACAGCAACCAGCUGCAGCUGCUCACUUCAACGUUACACGCUUACUUGUCCAUGGAGUGCUUCAAGGAGAUUUUGAGAAGGUCCAACUUCGACAUGAACGGUCUCGCCAAGUUUAAAGGACACAUCUGGGGAUUGGGGUCGUUUGCUGAGAGUGAAGAUGUCAAUGGAGGUGCAUCUGCUGGGUCGGGUACACCGGGACCUACAAAGACUGGAAUGGUUCAUUUCGGCAGAGCGUAA
Lodderomyces beijingensis is the source of this 1383-nucleotide messenger RNA. The record is from the annotation of a GenBank genome assembly. NCBI's taxonomy places the organism in Eukaryota, Fungi, Ascomycota, Pichiomycetes, Serinales, Debaryomycetaceae.